CUCUGAAGUCGGCUUUCUGGGGCAGGUAUCAUAAAGUUCCACAAGGUUGCGGACGCCACCCGAAUGGACGGUGAUGGUUCCCCGUCGUCCAACUCACUGUGAUGUCGUAACCGCCGCUUUCAGAGCCUUGGAGUCCGCUAUGCGGAUUGACAGAACCACAAGCUCCAGGUCCACGUAUCUGGGGUCCGACUUUGAUCGCUUGGUGACCAACAAGCGGGUCCCGCAAGGCACAACGGCGAAUGGACACUCACGUCGGAAUUUGCAGAGUCUAUUCGUACGCAAUUGUCGGACUGGUCAGAUGUUCUUGCCGGCACGCAGGCAGGGCCGUCACUUCCGACUUGUCUUGUUAUACCUUCGUUCCGUUUAGAGCUGGCCUCUUGCAUUCAAACUACCAGCCAAUAUGACGACGUGGAACGAUGCCACUAAAUAUAUGCGAAUCGCUGCGUUGUCCUGGUACUCGUAUGAUUGGAUUCUGACUUUUCCUGCGGAGAUCCGACUCUACAGAAGACAGUCUUCAAUUUUUCACCUCAGUACUGCUUGCAUACUGCUUAUUCUUGUGAGGUACCUGGGGUUAAUCGCCCUUGUUCUAAACAUCAUCGGCUUCUUCUCGCAUGAGUUCACAAUGGAAAGUUGUCAGUACUAUUGGCGUUUCAUGCCCAUAAUGCAGUGCUUUGCAUCCUGGGCGAGCCAUGCGGUAUUUACUGUCCGUACAGUUGCUAUCUGCAACAACGAGCUUGGUCCCACAGUUGCGCUCUCCGCUCUCGCCAUCAUAGUUUCCGGGCUGGAGAUCUUCGCUCAGAUGUACUCGUUCAGGAAGUUCACGGCGGGAUCUUCAGGGAAUUGCCUCAUCCAGUACAGUGACGCUAUCAACAUCAGUUGGGUGUACUACAUGGUUUCAUUGGUCUUUGAUGCUGCAGUCCUCGGAAUGACUUAUCGAGGCCUUACCAUCAGCUUUGCUAACAAGCAGAACUUACGCUCGGGUUUCAGCGAUGUGCUGUGGCACUCCUCUAUGCGAUAUUUCGUCGCUACUACCCUAUUCAACGCCCUUAAUCUGGCGUUCUAUGCGCAUUACAAGAAUACCAGUAAUUCCACUAUACUUUGUGCCAUGGGGAUAGCUAUCACGAGCAUGAUGAGUUCCCGCGUCAUUCUCGACCUGCAUAAUUAUGCCAACCGCCCAAUAAGCACGUUCCAGCUCACUGGCUUACCGACGGGCGCUGAGCCUUCCCAAGGAUCGUCCAAUUUUUCGCAAACACCUUCAUUUGACACCCGCGUGGCACCAUCUAGCGCUGCGCCGCAUAUGACCUCUUUUCCACCGAUUGUGGAAGACACCAGCAAGCACAAUAUGGCGCCUUGGGAGACCCACUGGCAAGCCAAAACGGUGGCUUAGUUCCGAUGCGUUUUUGUUAAGUUUCCUCCGUUCGUUUUUUUUUUUUUUUUGAUGACGAUCACGGUGGAGCUGUUGGUUCCAGCAACCACGGCUGUCUUUCCUUUUCGUUGUUUGUCAAUGGCUGGGCAUUAGUAGUUGUUGUAAAACCAUAU
This is a messenger RNA of Guyanagaster necrorhizus, 1539 nucleotides long. RefSeq lists its product as uncharacterized. The transcript has 7 exons. The coding region runs from base 401 to 1387 and encodes 328 amino acids. NCBI's taxonomy places the organism in Eukaryota, Fungi, Basidiomycota, Agaricomycetes, Agaricales, Physalacriaceae. The record is from RefSeq and is a predicted model, not a curated record.